Monopterus albus (swamp eel) is the source of this 1857-nucleotide messenger RNA. Its product is annotated as collagenase 3-like. The coding region runs from base 72 to 1490 and encodes 472 amino acids. Gene Ontology annotation, molecular function: metalloendopeptidase activity; zinc ion binding. The record is from RefSeq and is a predicted model, not a curated record. The transcript is spliced from 10 exons. NCBI's taxonomy places the organism in Eukaryota, Metazoa, Chordata, Actinopteri, Synbranchiformes, Synbranchidae. Gene Ontology annotation, biological process: collagen catabolic process; proteolysis; extracellular matrix organization. Gene Ontology annotation, cellular component: extracellular matrix.
GCAAGCCCAGUCCUCAGCCUAUAAACAGCUGCCUCCAGCACAGAAACACAAGUUGCAUUCAUCAAGGAAAAAUGAAGACUCUCAAUCUCAGCAUUCUACUGAGCCUGGCAGUCACUGUUUACUGCUUGCCAGUAUCACAGUUUACAGUGCAAGAUGAAGGUUUUGCAGAGAGCUACCUGAAGAAAUUCUUCAGCCUAAAAGAGGACAAUGGUCCAUCAGUCAGACGGGGCAUCAGCCCAGUGAGCAAGAAGCUAGGUGAAAUGCAACGAUUCUUUGGUCUCACCAUCACCGGGAUGCUGGAUGCUGACACCUUGGCCAUGAUGAAGAAGCCUCGCUGUGGUGUUCCAGAUGUUGACAUUGCUGGUUACUCCACAUUUGGAAACAACUACAAGUGGGAGAAAAACAACCUUACAUACAGGAUUGAGAACUACACACCUGACAUGUCUGUGUCAGAGGUGGAUGACUCCCUCAAGAAAGCGCUGGAGGUCUGGGCCAAAGUCACUCCUCUGAGAUUCACAAGAAUCUACAGUGGCACCGCUGACAUCAUGAUCUCCUUUGGCAGUCGAGCACAUGGAGAUUUUUACCCAUUCGAUGGCCCUGAUGGUACUCUGGCCCAUGCCUUUGCUCCGGGUGCUGGCAUCGGAGGAGAUGCUCAUUUUGAUGAAGAUGAGACCUUCACUUUUCGCUCAAACGCAGGCUACAUCCUCUUCCUGGUAGCUGCCCAUGAGUUUGGCCACUCCCUGGGCUUGACUCACUCUGAAGAUCCUGGUGCUCUCAUGUACCCUAUGUACAUAUACAGAAACCCUGACACUUUUGUUCUGCCCCCGGAUGAUGUCAAGGGCAUCCAGUCACUGUAUGGUCCAAAUCCUGAUCCUGUUGAGCCUGGGCCCACAGGAGCCCCCACCCCUGAUGCCUGUGAUUCAACUAUGGUCUUGGAUGCUGUUGCCACCCUGAGAGGAGAGAUGCUCUUCUUCAAGGACAGCUUCUUCUGGCGUAGCUACCCUCAGAGCAAUACACCUCAGCAAAGUCUCAUCACAAACUUCUGGCCUGAUGCCCCUGUCAAAAUUGACGCUGCCUAUGAGAGCCCAGAAUUAGACAGUGUCUUACUCUUUAAAGGUCAAAAAGUGUGGGCUUUCAAUGGUUAUGAGAUUGUACGUGGCUAUCCUAAACCAAUUUCCAUUUUUGGUCUGCCCAAAACUGUGAAGAAAGUGAAUGCAGCUCUCCAUGAUAAAGAAACUGGCAAGACUUUGUUCUUUGUAGGCAACAAUUACUACAGUUAUGAUGAGGCCAAGAAGACUAAGGACAAGGGUUUCCCCAAACGGGUGGAUAAGACCUUUUCUGGAAUGACCGGCAAGGUGACAGCAGCUUUACAGCACAGAGGUUUCACAUACCUCUACAGUGGACCCAGAAUGUUUGAGUACAGCCUGGAGAGUGGGAGGUUGUUCCGUGUGCUCAGAAACAACUACUUCUUGAGUUGCAACAACUUCUAGACCAGUUUAUUAUUGAGGUUGUUUAUGUAGCCUGUCUGAAUGAAUGCACCAGAGAAAAAAAAAGUGGCCAUAAAAUGCACCUUAUAUAGUUUUUAAAACUGCUUCAGAAUAGCAUGUUCUAAUGUCAGCCAUUUCUAUUCUAAGUAUUUUGAGCUCUGUUUUAUUCUAUUUUAUUAAUGAAAUAGUCACUGCUGUGAUGUUAUUUUUGUUACUUUUAUGUUUAAUGUUAAAGUUUGCUGUUUAACUGUGAAACAUGUUACAUAAAGCAAUUUAACACUGUUACAGUUGUACAUCUAUGCAUAAUUGUACGACACUGUGAUGGAACAUAUAAAUGUUUGUCUAUUUAUAAAUGUGACAGUGAAAUGGA